UGAUAUUGCCAGACCCCUCGUCAUUACACUAACACUCACUCACACACUCGCAGCACUGGACGCUUGAGUCAGUCUCUCUCUAGUUCUCGCCGUGCUAAGAUCGUCUAAAUAAAGCUAGUAUUAAAACGCUAAUAACCGGUCUUUUGGGAGAACUUAGAACAUGGUGUCAGAAGCUGACGCAAGCUUCUAGGUCUUUUCGGGCGUCAUUUAGUGAAAUCGCGGAAAACGACCAGUUUUUUUUCCUACGAAUAAAGUGUUCAUUCGUGUCGAGUCGCUUCGGCGGCCAUAUUGAGAAACUGAACUGAAUUGACCAACGACGGCGGCCAUUUUGAAGAAAAAGUCGCGUCGUUGGCCGUUGUGAAAAAGUGACUGUGUGAAAAAUAACAAAGUGAAUUGAAAAAAAGAACACUUUCCAGAAUGGAUGCGGAUCAGUUUAAACAGUUUUUGGACCAACAAAAAUCCAUAAUGGAGCGUCUGCUGGCCAAACUGUCGACGGAGUCAACAGGGGCGACCGGAUCCGCGGCGAAUCGUGGCCAAGCAUGCAGUGUUCCAGUACCCCAGCCGUCGCCGUUGUCUCUUGUGGGAGACAUGGCCGAGAACUUCGAUUUCUUCGAGCGCAGCUGGAAUAACUACGUGAAGGCUAGCGGCUUGGACAAAUGGCCGGCAACGGAAGCUCCCCGCAAAGUGAAUAUUCUGCUGACGGUGAUUGGAGAGCAAGCCAGGCGGAAGUUCCACAACUUCGAGUUGACAGAAGCACAGCAAGGAGACCCGAAAGCAGCACUCGAAGCUAUCAAAGCGUUGGUCGUGGCCAAACGGAACAUAAUUGUGGACCGCUUUGAUUUCUUCUCCGCCGCACAAUCAGCUAGUGAGUCCAUCGACGACUUCUGUGCCAGGCUCAAGGCGCUGGCCAAGCUAGCGAAGCUCGGAACCCUGGAACCAGAACUGCUCGCUUUCAAAGUCGUCACAUCCAACAAGUGGUCGCACCUGCGCACAAAGAUGCUGACAAUUUCGGACAUAACCCUCGAGAAAGCCAUCGAUCUGUGCCGUGCAGAGGAGAUCGCAGCUAAACGAUCCCAAGAGCUGGGAGGUUUCCUGCCAACGCCAGAAGUCAACAAGAUCAGCCGAGGGAGAGGAGACCACAAGCAGAAGACGUUGCGCUGCAAGUUUUGCGGAGGCUCUCACGAGUUCACAAAAGGAGCAUGCCCGGCGCUUGGCAAACGUUGCCACCGCUGUAAAGGCAAAAAUCACUUCGAAACAGUCUGCAAAGCUAGCUCGAAGGGUCGGAAGUCGAAGCGAGUCAAGGAAGUGAAAGACGACUACUACUCCGAGUCGGACACAGCGUCCGGCGGCAGUGAAUCUUCCGAAGAGUCUGCAGAGGAGUGCGAGAUUGGCAAGAUCUACGACAAUUCGCAAAACGGCGGUUGCGUUCUUGCUGAACUGGACUUGAAAUUCAACAACUCGUGGGAAACUGUGCUCUGUGAACUGGACACUGGGGCAAAUACCAGCCUGAUUGGCCUGGACUGUCUCAAGAAACUGACUGGAACGGACAAUCCCGAACUGCUGGCGUCGAAAUUCCGCCUGCAGAGUUUUGGUGGAAACCCCAUCACAGUAUUGGGCCAGGUGAAGGUGCCGUGUCGGCGGCCGAACAGGAAGUUUUCGCUGGUUCUCCAGGUCGUUGAUGUCGACCACCGCCCCCUACUGUCGGCAAGAGCUUCACGCGAACUUGGGCUGGUGAAGUUUUGCAACGCAGUUACCUUCGAGGAGCCAGUUCAACCAACACCGCCGUCGCCCCACUCUGAGAAGCUGUUCAACAUUUACCGCGUGAAAGCUCAAGAAAUCGUCAGCAGCCACGAAGGCCUCUUCACGGGCUACGGAAAGUUUUCCGGCACAGCGUCGUUGGAAAUCGACGACAGCGUCACACCGACGAUCCAACCGCCUCGGCGAGUUCCGAUCGCGAUCCGAGCAAAGCUGAAGGAAGAACUCGAAAAGCUCGAAAGUGACGGCAUCAUCGUGAAGGAGACGAAACACACCGAAUGGGUAAGCAACGUCGUAAUCGUCCAGCGAGGCUCUGGCUUUCGUAUUUGUCUGGAUCCGGUUCCGCUGAACAAAGCUCUCAAGCGGCCCAACCUCCAAUUCGUAACCCUUGAUGAAGUGCUUCCGGAACUGGGCAAAGCAAAAGUUUUUUCCACGGUCGAUGCCAAAAAGGGCUUCUGGCACGUUGUGCUGGACGAGCCCUCCAGCAAGCUCACCACCUUCUGGACACCGUUUGGGCGUUACCGCUGGAUUCGCCUUCCGUUCGGUGUUGCACCAGCGCCGGAGAUUUUCCAGAUCAAACUCCAGGAAGUAAUCCAAGGUCUCAAGGGAGUUGAAUGCAUCGCGGACGAUUUGCUGGUGUUCGGCGUGGGCGACACGCUGGAGGAGGCCCUAGCUGAUCACAACCGCCGCCUUGAGAAACUUCUUUGUCGGUUGGAACUCCACAACGUGAAGCUUAACAAAGCCAAGCUGAAGUUGUGUGAACGGUCCGUCAAAUUCUACGGUCACGUCCUCACCGAUGAAGGUUUGAAGCCGGACGAGUCCAAGGUUGCUGCGAUACGUGACUAUCCCCAGCCAAAAAAUCGCAAGGAGGUGCACCGGUUUGUUGGCAUGGUCACGUACUUGGGGCGCUUCAUCAACAAUCUCAGCGCCAACUUGACCCACCUACGAAUGCUGAUCCCGGAGUCGGCAACUUGGAAGUGGACAUCUGUGGAAGAGAGCGAGUUCAACAAGGUGAAAUCGUUGGUUUGCGACAUCAAAACACUACGCUACUACGAUGUCAACCAGCCAAUCACCAUUGAAUGUGACGCUAGCAGCAUCGGUCUCGGUGUGGUCGUGUAUCAGCGCGACGAAGUGGUUGGAUACGCGUCGCGAACCCUCACGGCAACUGAAAAAAACUACGCGCAGAUCGAAAAAGAACUCCUGGCGAUACUUUUUGCCUGUACCAGAUUCGACCAGCUGAUAGUUGGAAAUCCAAAAGCGACCGUCAGGACCGACCACAAGCCACUGGUGAACAUCUUCAAGAAACCGCUUUUGUCAGCACCACGGCGGCUGCAACACAUGUUGCUCAACCUACAGCGGUACAAGCUGUCAACGGAGUUCGUUACGGGAAAGGACAAUGUGGUUGCGGAUGCUUUGUCACGUGCACCAGCCGGCGGAGCAGAAGGAGACGACUUCUACAAGAAGCAGGACAUCUUCAAGAUCUUCGAAGAAAUCCAAGAGGUGAAACUCAGCAGCUUCUUAGGUGUGUCGAGCGCCAAACUGAACGAUCUCAUGCGGGAGACUGAAAAGGACACCCCACUCCAGCACGUCAUCGGCUACGUUCGAGGUGGAUGGCCUGCCUCUGCCGAUCAAGUUCCGGACGCCGUCAAAAUCUUCUUUGGAUAUCGGCAUGAACUGUCUACCCAGGAUGGGCUGGUCUUCCGCAGUGACAGGAUUGUGGUCCCAUAUAUCCUCCGCCGGAAGAUGAUCGAGAGUUGUCACGCAAGCCACAACGGCAUCGAAGCAACACUACGGUUGGCAAGGGCGAACCUGUUCUGGCCGGGCAUGACGUCAGAGAUCAAGAACGCGGUGAAAGGGUGCUCUGUCUGUGCAAAGUUUGCCGCGUCUCAACAAAACCCUCCGAUGAAAAGUCACGAAAUUCCGGUUCAUCCGUUCCAACUCGUGUCAAUGGAUGUCUUCUUCGCUGAGCAGAGCGGCGUCAAGCACAAGUUCCUGAUCACCGUCGAUCACUACUCGGACUUUUUCGAAGUGAACCUGCUGAAAGAUCUGAGUCCGGAAUCCGUGAUCAACGCCUGCAAACAGAACUUCGCGAGGUUUGGUGUGCCCCAACGUGUCGUCACCGACAACGGAACCAACUUUGCCAACCGAAAAAUGGUGCAGUUCGCCAACAACUGGGACUUUGAGCUUGUCACGUCGGCACCACACCACCAACAAUCCAACGGCAAGGCUGAGGCCGCGGUCAAGAUUGCCAAGCAGCUGAUGAAGAAGGCAGCUGAAAGUGAAUCCGACUUUUGGUUUUCGUUGCUGCAUUGGCGAAACAUUCCGAACAACGUCGGAUCCAGUCCAGCAUCACGCUUGCUGUCCCGUUCAACUCGCUGUGGUGUGCCAACUGCCGCAACCCACCUUGUGCCUAGGGUGGAGGAAGAUGUUCCCGCUAAAAUUGAAGCCAAUCGGAAGCGAUCGAAGCUGUGCUACGACCGAAAGGCACGAAACUUACCGGAACUGGAAGUUGGAUCCCCGGUAUACGUGCAGCUGAAUCCGGAGACUUCCAAGCUGUGGACACAGGGCACCAUCACGAACCGACUCAACGAACGCUCAUACCAGGUGAACGUGGGAGGUGCCGAUUACCGCCGAUCGCUGGUACAUCUGAAGCCGCGUAAAGAACCCGCUACGCUGCCUGACCGCCAGUCGUCAUCCUGCGUGAUGAGUUAUCGGGAGGAGGAAACAACCGACGAGAACGAUCACCAACAGCUCAACACCCGGGAGGAACGCAGAGAAGCCACGGUAGACGAAACCGUUUGUCAACAAGGUCAACAAGCCGUGCAGCCGUGCGUGCUGCAGCCUGAAACGUCAACGCUUGCGGAAAUGUCAACACCGAGGGAGUUGGCUGUUACACCGUUGCCGAUCCGACAGGAGCGGCAGGAGAGGAAUCGGACGAUUACACCGCAGAAAGUCGAGCGACCGAAAAGGGUUACCAGAAUUCCAGAGAAGUUUAAAGAUUAUAAGUUGUAGUUUUGGAAUAUUGUUUUUAGAGAAAAGAGAGGAUGUUAUGAUAUUGCCAGACCCCUCGUCAUUACACUAACACUCACUCACACACUCGCAGCACUGGACGCUUGAGUCAGUCUCUCUCUAGUUCUCGCCGUGCUAAGAUCGUCUAAAUAAAGCUAGUAUUAAAACGCUAAUAACCGGUCUUUUGGGAGAACU
Messenger RNA from Culex pipiens pallens (northern house mosquito), 4959 nucleotides. RefSeq lists its product as uncharacterized. NCBI's taxonomy places the organism in Eukaryota, Metazoa, Arthropoda, Insecta, Diptera, Culicidae. Gene Ontology annotation, molecular function: nucleic acid binding. Bases 418 to 4767 code for a protein of 1449 amino acids. Gene Ontology annotation, biological process: DNA integration. The record is from RefSeq and is a predicted model, not a curated record. The transcript has a single exon.